Chlorella variabilis is the source of this 915-nucleotide messenger RNA. RefSeq lists its product as hypothetical. The coding region runs from base 1 to 915 and encodes 304 amino acids. Lineage: Eukaryota; Viridiplantae; Chlorophyta; Trebouxiophyceae; Chlorellales; Chlorellaceae. Gene Ontology annotation, biological process: transcription initiation at RNA polymerase II promoter. The record is from RefSeq and is a predicted model, not a curated record. Gene Ontology annotation, cellular component: transcription factor TFIIE complex. The transcript has 7 exons.
AUGUCCAGGGUGAACGCGCUGCUGGCGUCCUUCAAGCAGGGCCAGAAGAAGGCCCUGCACGUGCAGGCCGAGGCGCGGCAGGAGCGGGAGGACAAGCUCGCCAAGGCUGCUGCGGGCGGUGGGGCAGGGCGGGGGCGCGGCGGCAGAGCGGGCGGCGGGCGGGGGCGCGGCGGCAAGGCCGCUUCGGCACAAUCUGGCGAGGCCUCCGCCUCAGUUGCCUCUGCUGCCGGCGCCGGCGCCGCGUCCGACUGGCGGCAGCGCCAGGCGCAGCAGGCCAUGCCUCUGGGAGCCAAGCUCAAGUCGAUCGUCGACUUCCUAAGGACCGCCGCCGAGCCGCAGCGGCCGCAGGCCAUCGCCGCCGCCACCGGCUACGACCCGCAGGCAGACAGGAAGCUGGCCGAGGCUCUGGCGGUGAACAGCAAGGUGGUGGCGCGGGACGACGGGCUGUACGCGUACCGCCCAGAGGUGGCUAACGUGCACAGCAAGCAGGAAGUGCUGGAGUACAUGCGGCGGCGGGAGCGGCAGAGCGAGGGGUAUGCGGCCCUGGGGGAGCUGCAGGACGCAUACCCUGGGGUGCAGCGAGACCUAGAGGAGCUGAAGAAGGAAGGCCUGCUGCUGAGCCUGCCUGCGGCGGAUGUGACCCGCAAGGAGGUCUAUUACCCUGUGGACCAGCGCAUCAAGCUGCGGGAGCUGUGGCUGUCGAUUGGGGAGCAGCUGCCGGAUGAGGAGGAUGAGCUGCAGGAGGCACUGCAGCAGAUAGGCCUCAAGCCCGCGCCGCGGCAGGUUCUGGAGAAGCGCGAGGCGCGGGAGAAAAAGCGCAAGGCGCGCAAGGUGCGGCGCCUCACCAAGGUCACCAACAUGCACCUGAAGCACCUGCUGGACGGGGACGCGCCCUCCAACAUCGAGACGGCGUGA